This is a messenger RNA of Strigops habroptila (Kakapo), 1947 nucleotides long. It is a transcript of the gene HPCAL4, whose product is annotated as hippocalcin like 4. Gene Ontology annotation, molecular function: calcium ion binding. The record is from RefSeq and is a predicted model, not a curated record. The transcript has 4 exons. Lineage: Eukaryota; Metazoa; Chordata; Aves; Psittaciformes; Psittacidae. The coding region runs from base 137 to 712 and encodes 191 amino acids.
UGCUGGCGGGGGGGCGGGCGGCCCGCGGCUACAAGAAGGGCGGGAGCGGCGCGGGCAGAGCCGCCGGGCUGGACCGCGGCCCCUCCGGUACCGGCACCGGCCCCGCCGCUGCCCGCGCCGCACGACAGGGGCAGCCAUGGGCAAGCACAGCAGCAAGCUGGCCCCAGAGAUGCUGGAUGACCUGGUGAGGAGCACGGAGUUCAGCGAGCAGGAGCUGAAGCAGUGGUACAAGGGCUUCCUCAAGGAUUGUCCCACUGGUAUCCUCAACCUGGAGGAGUUCCAGCAGCUCUACAUCAAGUUUUUCCCCUAUGGAGAUGCCUCCAAGUUUGCCCAGCACGCGUUCCGCACCUUUGACAAGAACGGUGAUGGGACCAUCGACUUCAGGGAGUUCAUCUGUGCCCUGAGCGUCACCUCCAGGGGCACCUUUGAGCAGAAACUCAACUGGGCCUUUGAGAUGUAUGACCUGGAUGGGGACGGGAAGAUCACGCGCUUGGAGAUGCUGGAGAUCAUUGAGGCCAUUUACAAGAUGGUGGGGACUGUGAUCAUGAUGAGGAUGAACCAAGAUGGGCUGACACCCCAGCAGCGUGUUGACAAGAUCUUCACAAAGAUGGACAAGGACAAGGAUGACCAGAUCUCCCUGGAGGAGUUCAAGGAGGCAGCGAAGAGCGACCCCUCCAUCGUCCUCCUCCUGCAGUGUGACAUGCAGAAAUAGAGCCCUGAGGGCUCGUGGCUGGACUGGCAGCAGCCAACCUCUGCUUCCCGGGAUGGGUUUUCCACAUCCCUAUUCCUGCUGAGUGUCCCUGUACCUGCUUUGCCCCAGGCAUGAGCCACGCUCUGUCCUUCCUUCUUGUCACCCACCCUGCCUGUGUCCUCAGCAGCCUGCGGUCCAUGGGCUGUAGCUCUCCCUCGAUGGGUAGAGCCUGGUCUGGGUAUUGCGGGCUUGAGGUUACCCCCAAAUCCACCCUCUCCCCUCCUGGAGCUGGACUCCCUGCAGCCAACAGUGUGUGUCCUGCUAUCCCAGGACCAGUUGUUCCCAUGUCCCUGCUGCUUUCUCCCAGCCUGGCCUGUUCCCUGAUCCUAACUGAAACCAGCUCUUUCCCUUUGCUGCUGAUCCUGCCCCUCAUUGCUUGUGGUGCCUCCAGGGAGGCUGAAAAGUCCCAAGUCCUGGUCCUGGUCUCUCCUUCACUGGCAAUUCCCUGCAAGGCUGCCCGGAAGGACCAGGGCUGGCUCCAGGGUGCUGUUAGCUCAGGCAGGGUGCUGCACCCUCCCUGAGGGCUCACUGCCUUUGCUUCCUCUGCCUGGCUUCAGCUCCUCCAGCUCUGCUUUUGCUACUGGGAACAGCCAGAAUCUGUCAGGGGACUUUAGGGGAGAGCAGAAGUGUCCAAGGCCACCGUGGAUGUGGCCAGUGUCUGAUCCCAGAAGCCACCUUCCACCCCAUCACCUCUGGGAGGUGGCAGAGCAAGUGGGUGACCACCACAACUGCCCCAGCAGCAUCUUGGAUGCCUUGUGGAGUUUCUGGCCUUCCUGGAUAUUAAGCUGAUGCCUGGGGUCCCACAUUGAAGGCAGGGGCUUCUGCGGGUUGCCCUGGGGCGAUGUCAGGAGUGUGGGUGUUGAAGGCAUGUCCUGGUGCUGCUCCUGGUGUGUGGCACCACAGGGCGCUGGUGGGUCUUGCACUGGGGCUGUGGAGAGGUGUGGAUGGGUUCUAUACCCACUGAACCUCCUGGCAGGGAUCUGAGGCCACAAGAAAUGUGUCUGUCUCCUUCCUUCCCCCAUCCCAGCCUGCUGCCUCCAUCCCUCCUGCCCAAGGACAGGAAUAUUGUCACAGGUCGGUAUUUAGUCUGCACGUUGUGGUGGUUUUGACUGUAAUAUCUGUUAAAUGGUGAAGUUGUUAUCUAUUUUUUUAAUGGGAAAAUAAACUGUCCCCCACAUGUGUGGUGUUCCCCCGAA